Oryzias melastigma (Indian medaka) is the source of this 2137-nucleotide messenger RNA. It is a transcript of the gene amacr, whose product is annotated as alpha-methylacyl-CoA racemase. Gene Ontology annotation, biological process: bile acid metabolic process. Gene Ontology annotation, cellular component: mitochondrion. Gene Ontology annotation, molecular function: alpha-methylacyl-CoA racemase activity. The record is from RefSeq and is a predicted model, not a curated record. The transcript has 8 exons. The coding region runs from base 312 to 1460 and encodes 382 amino acids. NCBI's taxonomy places the organism in Eukaryota, Metazoa, Chordata, Actinopteri, Beloniformes, Adrianichthyidae.
GCCGUGAUGACGUAAUCAGGAAGUAAAGUCCAGGGUGGUGGAGAAAGAACGGUUCGCUUACUGUAUUUACCGGCGUAAGCCGGGACUGACCAGACUACACAAAUGUAUUGGAUUUGCUAUAUAACAGCGUUCUUUUAGCUAGCUUGUGCUCCACCGCCGUAAGCGUUACACAUGUCAAACGUACACCAAGCUCCAACAAACCCCAUCACUGUACCCUGCACAGUCAACUAAGAGCCUCAAGGAGAAACAUCUAAGUGUUCAUCAACCCUUUGCAAAAAAAAAAUCAAAGAAAUUUAAUCAGGCCUUUGGUCAUGGCGCUGGCUGGAGUGAGAGUUAUUGAGCUGGCGGGUCUGGCCCCGGCUCCAUUCUGCGGCAUGAUCUUGGCAGAUUUUGGAGCCAAAGUGAUCCGCGUUGAUCGCACCAAGACCCUGGCGAGUCUGGACACCCUGGCACGGGGGAAGCAGUCUGUGGCCAUCAACUUAAAAACACCAGAAGGCAUUUCUCUUCUCAGAAAUCUCUGUGUCCAGUCGGAUGUGGUGCUUGAGCCCUAUCGGAAAGGCGUCAUGGAGAAACUGGGGCUCGGUCCAUCCGAGCUGCUGAAACAAAAUCCUCGUCUGAUCUACGCCAGAUUGACCGGCUAUGGCCAGAGCGGCUGCUUUGCCUCAGCGGCGGGACAUGACAUCAACUACGUUGCAAUGUCAGGCCUUUUAUCUCGACUGGGUCGCAGUGGAGAGAAGCCCUACGCUCCGCUAAAUCUUUUAGCAGACUUUGCUGGCGGUGGCCUCACCUGCGCGCUGGGGAUAGUCUUAGCCCUGUUUGAACGGACAAAGUCAGGGAAAGGACAGAUCAUCGAUGCCAGCAUGGUUGAAGGAGCUGCCUACACAGGCUCAUUUGUAUGGAAAUCCCAUAGUAUUGGUUUAUGGGAAAGUGACAGAGGGCAGAAUAUGUUGGACAGCGGAGCUCCAUUCUACGAUACUUAUAGAACUUCGGAUGGAAAGUACAUAGCUGUAGGUGCCUUGGAACCCCAGUUCUACCAACAGCUUCUCAAAGGCUUAGAGUUGGAAGAUGAAGGAUUGCCUCCCCAGAUGAGUGUCGGUGACUGGCCAGAGCUCAGGCGGAUUUUCACGGAGCGUUUUGCCUCAAAGACGCAGGCGGAAUGGUCGAGGAUUUUUGACAAGAUUGAUGCUUGUACUACGCCUGUGUUGUCUUUCGACGAGGUUAGCUCACACCCCCACAACCAGGAAAGGGGUUCUUUCAUGAAGGACUCCGAGGGAGCGGAGUGCCCUCGGCCAGCUCCGGUUCUGUCCCGUACUCCUGCUAAACCCAGCUCCACGUCCAACCCCAGCGUUGGAGAGCACACUGUCGAGGUCUUGGAGGAGUACAAUUUCACAUCAGCAGAGAUAAACAAGCUUUUGGCUGCAGGGAUUAUUGAGUGUAAUGCUAGCAAAGCAAAACUCUAGAAAAUAAUGAAAGUGGGAGAAAUCAUUAAAUCAAGCAAAACGUUCUCAGAAGUACAGUUAGAUUUUGGGUUCAUCACUGGGUUGAACAACUUUAAUGUUAUAGUUUGUGCCAAAUAAUAAAAAAAGAAUCCUUGAUGAAUUGAGUCUAAAAAAACUCUUUUGAAGUGCAAAACUAACUGAACAGCUCUGGCGGGUGCGGAUCACUCACCUCCUUCUUAGAACACGCUGGAACACCUUGAAAACUCACCAAGCAGUCCCAGCACAUUUAAAGAGCCUGCUUUUUUCCCCGUCCUCUUUUUAAUGUCUGUUAUUGUGAAUCUGCCUCUUUUGUGCUCAGCCUUAACUCUGUAAUGGAUCCAUUGUCCAACGACAAAUCCUUCAGAGGAUAGAGACUUGCUUGUGUAAGCUGAAAUUAUUGUUAUAACAAAAGUACUAUUCAAUUUAUAAAGUCAGUCCCUCAAGACGUUUAGCAGGAAUGAUUACGCAGCAUCAACCUUUGGUAAAACUUGAAUAUAUUUGCAUUUUUUUAAAUUGUUUUAACAUCUAUUUAAUAAUCUGAGUUACACAUUUUGAUUUGCUAUUAAAAUUGAAUGACAUUGUAAAAUCUUAAAAAAAAAAAUGUUUACUUAAUUUUUUACUCAACUGUUUUGCUCAAGAAUAAAGUGUCUUUAAAUGUU